Molecule: messenger RNA, 522 nt
Organism: Mesocestoides corti
Lineage: Eukaryota; Metazoa; Platyhelminthes; Cestoda; Cyclophyllidea; Mesocestoididae
Source: the annotation of a GenBank genome assembly
AUGAGCUUAACCAGACAGAAUUUUCAUGAAGAAUGCGAAGCUGGUAUUAAUCGGCAAAUCAACAUGGAACUGUACGCCAGCUAUCUGUAUUUGUCGAUGUCGCAGCACUUUGACAGGGAUGAUGUCGCCCUUAAUGGCUUCAGGAAGUAUUUUGCCAAAGCCUCUGAGGAAGAACGUGAGCAUGCAAUUAAGCUUAUGAGAUACCAGUGCAAGCGAGGGGGUCAUAUUGUCUAUCAAGAUAUCUCGAAACCUCAGAAGACAGAGUGGGCGAGCGGUUUAGAAGCUAUGGAGGCAGCUCUUAAAAUAGAGCAGGAUGUUAACGAGUCUCUCCUCGCAUUGCAUGAUGUUGCAACUAAACACAACGACAAGCAGUUUUGCGACUUUCUGGAGUCCGAAUAUUUGGGGGAGCAAGUUGACGCCAUCAAAGAAUUGGCCGAUCACAUCACCAAUCUGCGGCGUUGUGGACCUGGACUCGGAGAGUACAUGUUCGACAAGGAGACCCUUCAUGGUGAUGAAGACUGA